AGAACGAUGCAACUGACCAGCCGAAAAAUUUAGAGGACCAAGGCGAUGAUCCUGGGUGAGCCCCUCGUGCAGAUCUCGAGGAUGAUCGAUUCUUUGGAACCCCCUCAAACUCUGUACGAAGGAAUUACCCCUCUCCUCGCCCGGUACAGCAACAAGAAGCACUACUGUGAUAUUACGGAUCUACCAAAGUCCCUACUAACAUCGGCUAAAGAAGUGAGAUUGUUACGCUUGGGGGCGGAAGCAAGCUAUCUGGAACCCCCUGGGCGUUUCGAAGCAGAAACAAACGGAUUGGGGAUAAAGAUUGCAACAAAAGAAGUGCCAUGGCAGGAUGUUUGCGACGAGAUUACCCCGGAAGGACACGUGGCCAUCCAGGAUGAAGAUGCCCAGAUGAUGGCCACGGUGUUCUCCUGGCGAUCGGACCAUUCAUUCAUCUCGGUGCCUCCACCCGACUUGACAAAACGGGCGAACACGAAACAGAUUGACGUUCGGAUAUGGGACCAACUUUUUGAACUGCACGUUCCACAAUAUGUGCCGGAUGAAAUCCACCAGGUGGAGGGAGCCGCCGAGCGCAUCCCGCCGUCGCAGCAGCAGUAUUUGGAUCCCCGGACGGUUCGCGAACGUGCCUUCUUCGGGCAUCCAACGGCAGAGCAACUUGCCGCCAUUCGAGAGGAGGAAGAGGAGGAAGAAAGCACUGAGAGGGACGAAGGAGAAGACGAACGGGAAGGAGGUGGGGAAAGCAACGAAGUACUUGGGGAAGAGGACGAAACCCCCGAAGAAGGAAGUUAUAGCGAGCAUAGCGAGGGGGAGCAGAGCGAAGAGGAAGAAGAAGACGACGAAGGAGAAGAGGAGAACGAAGAAGAAUCUGCUGGAUCAGAGUGGGAAGCCGUGCCAGAAGAAGCGCUGCGCACAAGUACAGAGGAAGAGGAUCCCGAGGCGACCCGUAAAAGAGAAGAGAUCGCGACCGGGAAGAAGGAGUUAGAGCUCGCAAGCGCGGCGAGUCUGCAGAUCUGCGACGACCCGAACUGAGAUCCGGAGCCGCCCCGACCCGAG
Molecule: messenger RNA, 1050 nt
Organism: Chara braunii
Lineage: Eukaryota; Viridiplantae; Streptophyta; Charophyceae; Charales; Characeae
Source: the annotation of a GenBank genome assembly